CCACUAACUGAUGCAGUAUCCGCUAUUGAGAGCUGAUAUGCGGCCUGCAGUGUUUUGAUUGUAGGCUCUGGUAUAGCAGGCACCGCAGACAUGGCGGCGGCAGACUCGGAGUUGAGGUGAAUCACUACAGCAACCAUUGCCGUUGUGAUAAAGAUUUUUUUUUUUUUUUUUGUAUAAUAUCACAGGAGCUAGCGGAGAAGCUGGCAGCUUUGGUGGGCAGUCGGCUCCGCCUGGAGGACAUGAUGGAGGUUACGGCGGAGGGAGAGGCGGAGGAGCGAAGGAGGGAGCAAUGGAAGCUGCUGUCCAGCCUGAAGACCACCGUGGAGGGCCUCCUGUCCACCAACAACCCCAACGUCUGGUCGCGGUACGGAGGCUUGCAGAGGCUGCACAAAGACAUGAACAACAUCCUCGGCCACAGACUGAAGAACGAGCAGGUGUACUACAAGCAGCGAGACUACUGGCCUUUUAUUUGGUGUGUUCGCUACAUCAGCCCCCACCUCGCCAUGCAUGUUGAACAGUUCAGUCACCUGGAGCCGGUUUUGAGCUGCGGGAUGCACAGCGCUGGGGAGAGCUACAAGGCCGAGCGUUGGUUGCUUCACAGCUUACAGGUUCACGAGCUCUCAGCUCAGCUCAAACCUCUGCUCAGGCAUCAGGGAAACACACGGAAAUAUUACAACGAUGAUGCCUUCCUGCUGAGUGAGCCUCAUGUGACCGCCAUGUUUCAGUGUCUGGAAGCUGUGGAGCAGAAUAAUCCCAAACUGCUGGCCCAAGUAGACACGGUUGGGCUGUCCCCUCUGAGGGGAUCUCCGUGCCUGAGUCUAUUGAAGAGCCAGAGCCUGUGUGUGCUGCCAGGGGCGGGGGGCACCUGGAGGAAUGCGGACACGGCUCCUGGAAGAGACUCUAUGAACCGCAGACUAACCACCUCAAACUGCUCACUGCGAGAAGCGGUUGCUGCCAACAACAAGCCAGCAGACACUACCGGAGCUAGAUCUCAUAAGGGCAACAACACGAGUGAAGAAAGCAUCAAUACCAAAUACACUACCUCCUCAGCCAGCAGCGUGGAAACUCGUUGGAUGUCCAUGUCCAGGCCAGGGGAGGGUGAGCAAGGCGUGACACCCGCUCCCGGAUCAAUUUCCAUCCCUCACAUCUCUCUAACAGAGUCCCCAACCUCCUCCGUUCAGCCUGAGGCCGGGGACUCCUGCGACGGCGACUCUGAUGAUGGUCCAGAGUAUCUGGCUAUCGGUAAUCUGGGGCAACGCAGUCGUCGCGAUUCCAGAACCUCCACCCACAGCAACGAGCCGGACCAGACAAAAGAACAGUGCACGCAGCAGAGUUCCCUGGGCCCAACCCCUCCGAGGCGCUCCUCUUUCUCGGAGGGCCAGAAGGGCCCAGGCAGGGGGGCCAAAGGACACACACGCUCAUUUUCAGACACUGGGAUCAGUGAAAAACUCAGGAUUGGAGGGGGCCAGAGAAAAAUCACCAUAAUAAUAGAGGAUCCAGUUGCAGAAUCAGCAAGCGAAGACUCCUGCAUGAAGGACUACAGUCCCUUCUCACCUCGGUGCAGCGAUACCAGCAACUCCAGUUCUCUUCACAUGGAGUCCCAUGGGCCCCAGUACAGCACUGUGCCAGAUGGGAUGUUCAGGAAACCGUCGAAGGGGCAGAGCCUCAUCAGCUACCUGUCAGAGCAGGACUUUGGCAGUUGUGCUGACUUAGAAAAGGAGAACGCUCAUUUCAGCAUCUCGGAGUCCCUCAUCGCCGCCAUUGAGCUGAUGAAGUACAACAUACUGCGUCAGGAGGAGGAGGGCGAGGAGGAGGGAGACAGUGACUCUGAGAUUCAACAGCUGAAGCAGAAGAUCCGUCUGAGGAGGCAACAAAUCCGCCGCAGCCGUCUGCCACCUUGCACAACCUCCCAACACCGUACGCCAAAUUUCCACUCCACUGACAGUGGCGGCUCCAGAAGAAGCUCUCAGGACUCCUACCAGGGCCUGUCUGACUCCGGCUCGGCGGACGAGGUGGAGGAAUGUGAACUGCAAGAUGGCUGUGAGGGUCAGUCCCUGCUGGCGGUGUCUCAGAGCGGCCUCUCCUUGUCACUCGCCUCCCUCUUCUCAGAUCUCUACCAGAGGUGCCAAAAUGUGAGGUCACAGCAGUUGGCAGAUGCAGAUAUAAAGCGCAGCGUAAGCUCCAGUGGCAGAUCUUUCAUGAGCUCAGAAUCCAUCUCUCCCUCCUUCCUCCAGUCUAACUCGGCUGAGUCAGUAGCCAUGGGUUUGCUCAGGCAGUUUGAGGGCAUGCAGCUUCCUGCAGCUUCAGAGCUCGAUUGGCUGGUCCCAGAACACGAUGCUCCACAGAAGCUGCUGCCUAUUCCCAACUCUCUGCCCAUCUCUCCUGACGAUGGUGAGCACGCAGAUAUCUACAAGUUGAGGAUUAGAGUUCGAGGCAACCUUGAGUGGGCGCCGCCGAGACCACAGAUCAUCUUCAACAUCCAUCCUGCCCCGAAGAGGAAGGUCAUCGUUGCCAAGCAGAACUUCCGCUGUGCAGGCUGCGGCACCAGAAUUGACCCAGACUACAUCAAGCGGCUGCGUUACUGCGAAUACCUCGGCCGUUACUUUUGCCAGUGCUGCCACGAGAAUGCCCAGGCCGUCGUUCCCGGCCGAGUGCUGAGGAAGUGGGAUUUCGGCAAGUACUACGUCAGCAACUUUGCCCGCGACCUUCUGAGCAAGAUCGCUGGAGAUCCUCUGUUCAACCCAAGUGACAUCAACAGCAGCUUGUACAAGAAGAUCAAAUCCCUGGAGUCUGUCAGGGUUUUAAGGAUGCAGCUUUUUCACAUGAAAAAUCUCUUCAAGAUGUGUCGCUUUGCCAAAGAGGUGCUUGAUCAGUUCGACAUCCUGCCAGGUCACCUGACCGAGGACCUUCAUCUCUUCUCACUCAACGAUCUCACUGCUGUUCGCAACGGAGAGCUGGUUCCUCGGCUGAAAGAGCUGCUUAAGCUUGGUACCAUGCAUGUAGCCAGUUGUGUGCUGUGUCAGGCGAAGGGCUUUGUGUGUGAGUUCUGCAGCAACGACAAAGACAUCAUCUUCCCGUUCCAGCUGAGCAAGUGCCAGCGCUGCGAAGAGUGCCACGCCUGUUACCAUCAGAGCUGCUUCCGAACUGGUAAAGAUUGCCCCCGGUGUCUGCGGCUGGCAGAGCGCCGGGAGAGGAUGGCACGCAAAAACAUGGAGGAGCAAGAGGACGAGGGAGGAGGUACAUAGAACCUCGGGAUAGAAGAGGAGCACAAAUCAACAAUGAUUGUAGUCACGGACCUUCUUCUCAUCUAUCUCAUUCCUCUCCGAUCGCCACAACAAGUUUUGAGAUUAAUAUUUUCUAUAAGCCCCUUCAAGAAAUGCACUUUAUUUAAUUAAUGCUUGAAAAGUAUGUUGUACUAUUAUGCAAAACUUAAUUAAUCUCCACAGUGUGGAAUGAAACUCUAGACUUCUCUGUAUUAACACAUUAAUUGACACGUUAAUUUGAACAUUUAGUUUCUUAAACCUAACAAGCUAAUAAUGCAUUCUAACUACUGAGUUUAAUCAUUUUUGAUCAUAAGCUUAAGUUUUAAGCUUUUUAUAUUUGUUUACCAGCUUUCCACAGCAGUGCUGAAUCAUUCCCGUACAAAUAGACCAGCUCUGUAUGAGAGUUCAGACCUGCUGCCUUGCACGGUUACGUGAUGCUGAUAAUUUUUCAGUUUUAUGUGCAACAUGAGCAAAGACCACCUUUAAACCUCAGCACUUGUAUGUUGCGAUGUUUGUUGUGAAAUCUAACCAAUCUGCCAACAAAAUCAUUUAUAUUUGCAGAGACUUUUAAUUUAGCCUGAGGCUUCUCUCUCUUUUCACGUACUGAUAAGAUGCUUAUUUUAUUAGCUUAUGUGAUUUUGUUGUUUUUUUGUGACAUCUGAAAUAUUAGGAUAAUUGCACUUUUAAGAAGGACACUGGAAAUUUAAAAAUACAGAAUUUUUAGCACUUGACCAAUAAUUGUCUAAAUCAUCCUAUCAGGUGUGGUUUUGUUUUAAUUUGAAUAUUCAGGAAAUAUUUACCUUGUGCUUUCUAUUUUUGAUCCACAAGUUUCAUAUUUUAUGCUGUUUAAGACUCGCUUUUGUGACCAAUGAACAUGCAGUGGAGUCUCACAGCAAAAGCUGAAUUUGCAGGAUUCAGAGUCAGUGUUGCAAAUAUUAUCUGUAAAACUGCGAAUGAUCAGUUGUCGUGCUGCUUAUUGUGGGUGGCGACUAAACUGGACUUUGUAUGAGUGCUGGGUUGCGUAUCUACCUGCUGUGCUUGUUGGUUUCUAUUGUUGCAGCUUUUCAGAUGACCGUGUGUUUGGUUCAUUGCACUGAUCCUGUGUGUUUUGGUAAGAUGGUGCAGUCAGGUUUGAAUGUUAUGCCUCUAAUGUUUAAGAACUUGAACCAUAAGCUUGAAAUGUUUCUGACUCUAAUGAUGUCAAUUGAGCAGUUUCUGCCUAAUUUAUAAUUUAAGUCAAACCGUUCAUACUUUAGCGUUUGUUUAAAUGUCGCAGCUAAUUUGCUUAUUGCAUUACAGAGCAGAUUUGAAAAUGUCAUCACAUUCAUGUUGAUUGGGGGUUAUGCAACGCUUUUCAGGUAACUCCACGUGUUGUCGAAAGAAAUAAGAGAUUAGGUGAAAAAAUGCAUUGCAGACUUGUGUUUUGGGACUUAAAUUUAGUAUUAGAUUUUCAGAUGUAUCUUGUUGACCAGUGUAAAUCAGCAGAAUGUUAUGUUGUGACACAUUUCUGAAGGUUUAAAACACAAUCGCUAAUCCAUCUAGUCCUAUUGUCAUAAAAACAAAACAACGGCAAAAACAAAGUCCAAAUUGGGUAAUUUGUACCUCCAUUUAGUCACCUUUUCAGUCUCAUUUUAAUUCCACGCAUCUUUGAUUUACUUAUAGUUACUGUUCUUUAUAGCUAAGCUCGGAAAAUGAACCCAUUCAAUAUUUAUGCACUUGAAUUUUCUCCUGUUUUGUAAAAGAAACUUUCAGUUUAAAGCUUUUGAGCAAAGUAACUGCCCAGCUCCUCUGAUCAGAUUUGUCCUGGACCUACCUUUAUUAUGCAAGAGUAAGGAGGUUUAAAGUGCACUACAGAUUUAAAACGUUUAUUAUUAAAAAUGUUAAUUAUUGUUGUUCAAAAUCCUUGCUUUGAGUCUGUAAUUAUGUUCACAAUAAAUGACAGGCAAGACUGUUAAA
Messenger RNA from Girardinichthys multiradiatus, 5219 nucleotides. RefSeq names its product rubicon autophagy regulator (gene rubcn). The record is from RefSeq and is a predicted model, not a curated record. Gene Ontology annotation, molecular function: phosphatidylinositol phosphate binding. Gene Ontology annotation, biological process: negative regulation of autophagosome maturation; negative regulation of endocytosis. The transcript is spliced from 23 exons. The coding region runs from base 240 to 3245 and encodes 1001 amino acids. Gene Ontology annotation, cellular component: early endosome; late endosome. Lineage: Eukaryota; Metazoa; Chordata; Actinopteri; Cyprinodontiformes; Goodeidae.